AUGGGCAGCACAGGUGACCAUUACAAUAGAGAGAUUUUCGAAGUUCAUAUAUUUUUUCAAAAACUGUUUGAAUAUAUCACUAUUCCUGGAUUCUUACAAAAUACUUUUCUAGUAGGAGCGAUAGCUCACGAACUGAUUAUAGGAAUUAAACUUCGGAGCUUUUGGUACUCAAUAGCUAUUGGAAACCAUGUCUUAGAACUGUUUUUGCUAACUCAUUCUGUGGAUAUAGCUCGUGCUCAGUUUUCAAUGAUUCGUUGGAUUUAUUCCGAUAUAUACACCAUAGGCCAUUUUGAAGAGCUCCACAUUCAGCUGGAUAUGUUCUACACUCAUCUGAAUCUGUACGAGUUUAGGAUCCGUCCUUGGGGCCUGUUUGAUGUAUCCAACAAAAAGUUUCUCCUAUUCAUGUCAGCUUUAAUCAGUUGGCUAGUUUAUCUGGCUCAAUAUAGCCUUCUAACAAAUAGUUAUUGA
This is a messenger RNA of Drosophila ananassae, 468 nucleotides long. RefSeq names its product putative gustatory receptor 92a. The coding region runs from base 1 to 468 and encodes 155 amino acids. The record is from RefSeq and is a predicted model, not a curated record. NCBI's taxonomy places the organism in Eukaryota, Metazoa, Arthropoda, Insecta, Diptera, Drosophilidae. The transcript has 2 exons.